Molecule: messenger RNA, 612 nt
Organism: Rhodofomes roseus
Lineage: Eukaryota; Fungi; Basidiomycota; Agaricomycetes; Polyporales; Fomitopsidaceae
Product: RNA-binding protein
Exons: 4
Coding region: 1-612 (203 amino acids)
Biological process (GO): rRNA pseudouridine synthesis; ribosome biogenesis; snRNA pseudouridine synthesis
Cellular component (GO): nucleolus; box H/ACA snoRNP complex
Molecular function (GO): box H/ACA snoRNA binding
Source: RefSeq, a predicted model, not a curated record
AUGUCCAAAGACAAGAGCGAGAAGAAGGACAAGAAGAGAAAGGAGACCAAGGAGGUGUCGGAGACGGUUGAAGAGUCCAUAGUACCGGUCGGGGAGGACGUUGAGAUGGAGGGUGCGGAGGUUGUAAAGGUUGAGAAGAAGGUCAAGAAGGAGAAGGACGAGAUUGUCAUCCCCUUAGAGGACCUGUCGCCAAUAGCGCAUCCUCUAGCGCAGAAGAAACUGCUGAAGAAGCUUCAUAAAACAAUCAAGAAAGCUUCCAAGUCCAGACAGGUGAAACGAGGUGUCAAGGAAGUCGUGAAGGGGAUCCGGAAGGGAGAGAAGGGGCUGCUAGUUCUCGCGGCAGACAUUACACCCAUCGACAUCAUAUCGCAUCUGCCUGUUCUCGCUGAAGAUGCGGGUGUUCCAUACGUAUUCAUCACAUCGAAAGAGGAGCUAGGUCACGCUAGUGCUACAAAACGGCCGACAAGCUGUGUGAUGGUGUGCCCAGAUUCGAAAAAGAAGACAAAGCGGAAGGAGGGCGAGGAGGGCGAGGAAAAGGACGACGAGUACCGAGAACUGUACGAGGAGUGCCGUCGAGAAGUGGAAAAACUCGACCAGAAGGUCGUCUUUUGA